Molecule: messenger RNA, 1791 nt
Organism: Ostrinia furnacalis (Asian corn borer)
Lineage: Eukaryota; Metazoa; Arthropoda; Insecta; Lepidoptera; Crambidae
Gene: noc
Product: zinc finger protein no ocelli
Exons: 2
Coding region: 158-1510 (450 amino acids)
Biological process (GO): negative regulation of DNA-templated transcription
Cellular component (GO): nucleus
Source: RefSeq, a predicted model, not a curated record
GCUGGUGGGGUCCGGUCUCUCACAGUCGUCUCGCCCGCCGCCCUGAACGCACGCGUCGCUCGCAUUCCGCGGAACCGUGUCACAGAGUAGUUGUGUUGCCAGAGCGUUCGUGACUACACCGUGAAGUUUACAAGUGAUCGUAAAAGUUUAUCUCCAAAUGGUGGUGCUUGAAGACGGAGGAAUGAUGACUACCAAUCCUAAUCAAUACCUUCAGCCUGAUUAUCUGGCGCCUCUUCCGUCCUCUUUGGACUCGAAGAAAAGCCCGCUUGCGCUUUUAGCGCAAACAUGCAGCCAGAUUGGUGCGGAUACUACUCCUACCAAACCUCUGCUGCCCCCGUUGGACAAGAAAAAAGUGACUAGUGUAAAUAGUGAAAUUAUCAGCCGUUCAUCUCCAACAAACGCGAAACCGGACAAACCCCGUUCCACCCCGGAUAACAAACACCUCGCGUUCAAACCUUAUGAAGCAAAUGUUGUUUCCAAGAAACCUGAGGAAGCCCGCCCAUCCUCAAAGGCCAGCUCAGACAGUUCUGAUGAUAAGAAAUCUGGAAAAAGUACUCCUGGCAGGAAAUCAACUCCGCCAACUACAGAAAAUGGAAAGAGCAGUCCUUCAAAUGACGCUAAAUCCUCACCGGCGGGAUCAUCCGGUACUAGCCCAAUUAUCCGCUCCGGAUUAGAAGUUUUAGGUCACGGGAAGGAUCACCUUGGUGCUUUCAAGAACUUACCCGGCCUGCCUGGAUUUAACCCCCUGACUGGACUUUGCUGCCCGCCCGGAAUGGAGCAACAUGGAAACCCGGCCUUUAGACCUCCUUAUGCCGGUGCCCCAUUCAGUGCACACCAUGCAGCGAUGUUGGCUGCUGCCGCUGCAUUCCCCGGAUCAUCCCCGAACCCUUAUCUCGGCUAUGCACGAGUAAAAACACCGGCCGGCGGCGAAACGUUAGUGCCAGUAUGCAAAGACCCCUACUGCACUGGAUGCCAAUUCUCAGUUAACAACCACCACUUGCUAAUGAGCAACGGAUCGUGUCCCGCCGGCUGCACGCAAUGUGAACAUCAAAAAUACAACUUGGCUAUGGCGAUGGCGCUCUCCCAGCAGGGGGCAGCCGCCGCCGCCGCCGGUGGUCUCCCGUACCCCCAGCUAAGUCGGCCGUACGUUUGCAAUUGGAUCGUCGGCGAGUCCUACUGUGGAAAGAGAUUCGGUAAUUCCGAGGAGCUGUUACAGCACCUGAGGAGCCACACGACGGACGGUUCAACACCCGCGACCGUGUCGUCGUCUCAGCCAUCAUUGCUGAACCCGUUGAACCCUCUUUUCACAACCGCUGGAUUGAGGAGUGCCUACCCGACGGCACCGCUGAGCCCCCUCUCAGCAAGCCGGUACCACCCGUACUCAAAGGCGGGACUCCCAGCGAGCCUAGGUGGUUCUCCUUACGGUGCUUUCAACCCCGCACUUGGCCCCUUCUACUCCCCGUACGCGAUGUACGGCCAGAGACUGGGCGCAGCGGCCGUCCACCAAUAAGCCUAAAGUGAAGUGCAAACCUGGACUGAUUGGACUGAUUCAUAAUUUAAUAUCGUGUUGUCCAAUUUUCUUCUGUGAUAUUGAUAGACUCUAAAACAUUGUGCGGCUUGUCGCGCCAUGACAAAUUUAGUGAUUAGUGCAAUCUAAAUAUAGUAUUUAUGUAAGUAACUUGCCGAUGGAGUAGCUUCAAAGCGAGUUGUGUCUGAGCAAUGUGAGGACUCUGUACAGCCAAAUGAUUUGUGUAAAUAAUAAUCUCUAUGUUUAAUAUUAAAUGAAUUAUU